This is a messenger RNA of Prunus mume (Japanese apricot), 3227 nucleotides long. RefSeq lists its product as uncharacterized. Gene Ontology annotation, molecular function: serine-type endopeptidase activity. The record is from RefSeq and is a predicted model, not a curated record. Gene Ontology annotation, cellular component: cytosol. Gene Ontology annotation, biological process: proteolysis. Lineage: Eukaryota; Viridiplantae; Streptophyta; Magnoliopsida; Rosales; Rosaceae.
AAGAUAAGGCAAAUCAAAAGGGCGUGCAUUGCACCCACCCAAUCCCAAUGUAUCAUUCAUAAUUUGUACAGUACAGAUGCCAUUUUUGAGAAUUGAUGAGAGUUUGUGAAAUCUUGGGUUGCAUUGCAAUAAAUGGAUUAUAAAAAUAAGCAAUUAAGUUAGUUUACUAAAACAAAAAAAUAAUUACUAGCCUAUUAUUAAUUAUUAUAUAUAGCAAAGAUGAGAAUGGUGAUGAGAAUCCCGAGCCACAGGGCCAGCAGGGGUGUGAGCUUUCUUAACCUGGUUCACAAGCUUGUGUACCUUCCAGCAGUUUUAUUGUCGUCAAUUGGUGCCUCUGCAUCCAUCACCGUCCUAGCGUCGUCGUCAUCAUCAGAAGCAGCAGCAGCAUCAGUGAGGAUGAGCCAGAGUGAGCCUCCCCUUCCCCCUCCGAUGGCGAAGAAGGUGGAGCAUAAGAUGGAGAUGUUCGGAGACGUGAGAGUGGACAACUACUAUUGGCUUCGAGACGACUCUCGCUCCAACCCCGACGUCCUCUCUUACCUUCAACAAGAGAACGCUUACACCCAAUUCCUCAUGUCCGGAACUAAGAAAUUUGAAGAUGAACUGUACGCUGCGAUUAGGGGGAGGAUCAAGGAGGAUGAUAUAUCUGCACCUGAACGACAAGGCCCCUACUAUUACUAUCAAAGGACUUUGAAGGGUAAGGAAUAUGUUCAGCAUUGUCGCCGCUUAAUACCCAACUUUGAGGCUGAGGCCCCACUCUCUGUAUACGAUACAAUGCCCACCGGACCUGAUGCUCCUUCCGAGCAUGUAAUCUUGGAUGAGAAUAUUAAGGCUCAACAUCAUGACUAUUAUAGCAUUGGUGCUUUUAAGGUUAGUCCAAAUAAUAAAUUGGUGGCAUAUACAGAAGACACCAAAGGAAAUGAAAUUUAUACAAUUCAUGUCAUUGAUGCUGAGACAGGUGCUCCUGUGGGACUGCCUCUAGUUGAUGCAACAUCCUAUCUUGCAUGGGCUGGUGAUGAGGCUUUAGUUUAUAUUACAAUGGAUGCAACUCUCCGGCCUGACAAGGCAUGGUUACAUAAGUUGGGAACAGAACAGUCAAGUGACUCGUGCCUCUAUCAUGAAAAGGAUGAUAUGUUUUCUCUUGACCUUCAAGCUUCUGAGAGCAAAAAAUUCUUAUUUGUUGGAUCUGAAAGUAAAAUUACAAGAUUCAACUUUUACCUUGAUAUUGCAAAGCUUGAAGAUGGGCUUGUGGUUCUGACACCUCGUGUAAAUGGCAUUGAUACAUUUGUUAGUCAUCGAGGAAAUCAUUUUUUUAUAAUGAGGAGAAGUGACAAAUGUUUUAAUUCUGAAGUAAUUGCUUGUCCACUGGAAAAUACAUCUGAAACUACUGUUCUUCUUCCACACAGGGAAAGUGUAAAAAUUCAGGAUAUACAACUUUUUAGUGAUCACCUUGUUGUAUAUGAGCGUGAAGAGGGUCUACCAAAAGUCACUAUCUAUCAUCUUCCAGAUGUUGGACAACCGCUUAAAAGCCUUCACAGUGGUCAAGCUGUUAAUUUUUUGGAUCCCACAUACUCUGUGGGUCGAUCAGAAUCAGAAUUUUCUUCCAGAAUUUUAAGAUUUUCUUAUAGCUCGAUGAAAACGCCUCCAUCUGUAUAUGAUUAUGAUAUGAAGACGGGCAUUUCUGUUUUGAAGAAGAUCGAAACAGUUUUGGGAGGUUUUGAAGCAUCAAAUUAUGUUACUGAAAGGAAAUGGGCUAGUGCUCCAGAUGGUACUCAGAUACCAAUAUCAAUUGUUUACAGGAAGGAUCUCAUAAAACUUGAUGGAUCGGAUCCAUUGCUACUCUAUGGCUAUGGCUCCUAUGAGGUCUGCAUAGAUCCCAGUUUUAAAGCUUCAAGGCUGUCUUUGCUGGAUCAUGGUUUUAUUUAUGCUAUAGCUCACAUUCGUGGGGGUGGUGAAAUGGGGAGGCAGUGGUAUGAGAAUGGAAAGUUACUAAAGAAGAAAAAUACUUUUACCGAUUUUAUUGCUUGUGCUGAGUAUUUGAUGGAAAAGAAGUACUGUUCAAAAGCAAGAUUAUGCAUUGAUGGAAGGAGUGCAGGUGGAUUGCUUGUUGGUGCUGUUCUUAAUAUGAGGCCUGAUUUGUUCAAGGCUGCUGUUGCUGGAGUGCCCUUUGUUGAUGUUCUGACGACAAUGCUUGAUCCAACUAUCCCUCUCACGACUUCAGAGUGGGAGGAAUGGGGUGAUCCACGUAAAGAGGAGUUCUACUUUUACAUGAAGUCGUAUUCCCCUGUUGAUAAUGUUAAGGCGCAAAAUUAUCCAAACAUUCUUGUUACUGCUGGUCUAAAUGAUCCACGUGUGAUGUAUUCAGAACCUGCUAAAUUUGUGGCAAAACUAAGGGAUAUGAAGACUGAUAAAAACAUCAUUAUGUUUAAAUGUGAAUUUGGUGCUGGCCAUACUUCAAAGUCGGGAAGAUUUGAGAAGCUUCAAGAAGAUGCCUUCAUAUAUACCUUCAUUAUGAAGGCUCUGGAUAUGGUUCCUGCCCAAGGAUCUGGGUUGAAUUAAUUAGACUUGUUGACGCAGAAAAAUGGUUCUGUAAUUUUCCCGCGCAACUUAGUGAUGAGGUGUGAUGGAUCAUGGGUGAAGGUGAGGACCUUCACCAAGUGUGUGAGAAUUUGAGCAAGCGAUAAGCAUACAGAAGACAAGAUAUACGUGGUUCACCCUUCAUGAAUGGGUUACAUCCACGGAGAAGUAUAUUCUCAUUAUUGUAAUAUUGUGUAUUUACAUUUGUACAUGGGGUUGGACCCAAAUUUAAAUGUAAGAAAGGGGAAGGUCAUGACUAAAGAUCAAUCCCAACCCAAAAGAUCCUUUUCUAAGGGAGAGUGGUCUCCUUUUAUAGGUGAGGGAGAGCCUUCACUUCUUGUAAUAUUCCAAUGUGGGACUCUUUACUUCGCCUAGAGUUGCUUCUAGUUGCUUGGUCAAAUAUGGUAUAAACAAGACUGCUCCAGGUAGGAGGAUGUGGUGCAAAUAAUAUAGGAUUCACUUUUUUUUUUUUUUUUGGUCUAGUAUGGUGAUGUUGGAAUCUAAUCGGAUUUCGAAUCGGAUUGGGUAAAAAAAAAUUUAAACUCGGGUUGAGUGGAAUUUCAAGUGCUCCGCUCCAUCUCUGACCCGUUUACAGGCCUGCAUUGGAGACUCUUGCAUUUUUCUGUUGAAUGUGACUUAUUUUAUGGGUAAAA